GUCCAGUAUGGCUUUUAAUGUUUGGGUUACCCUAUCACGCCACGUUUCGUUGUUUAUAAAGCGAAACCAAAUAAACAGCCAGACAACUAAAGCUAUGAGCUCUGUGUCAAAUCACAACGAGGUGAAUGUACGUGAAUUAUGGCGCACAGCAGAUGCUGUUUGUUUUGACGUAGACUCCACAGUUUGCAAGGAUGAAGGCUUGGAUGAACUGGCAGAAUUCUGUGGUGCUGGAGCAGAAGUGAGAGAAUGGACAAACAAGGCAAUGGGAGGUGAUGUCACAUUUAGAGAAGCACUAACGCAAAGGCUAAACAUUGUAAAGCCAAGCCAGCAGCAGCUGGAAGCUUUUAUCACAUCACGACCACCACAGUUAACUGACGGCAUUAAAGAUCUUGUUUCUCUGCUCCAUUCAAAAAAUGUUCCAGUGUUUUUGGUCUCAGGCGGUUUUCGAAACAUCAUAGAACCAGCAGCAAAAAUCCUGAACAUUCCUUUGGAAAAUGUAUAUGCAAAUAAACUUCUUUUUAAGGAUGGUUUGUAUGACGGGUUUGACCCUAAGGAGCCAACAUCCGAUUCUGGAGGGAAACAGAAAGUUGCAGAACUGCUCAAGCAAACAUAUGGCUUUAAAUGUCUCAUCAUGAUUGGUGAUGGUGCCACUGAUAUGGAGGCAGCUCCCCCUGCUGAUGCAUUUAUAGGAUUUGGUGGGAAUGUUGUCAGAGAAAAGGUGAAGAAGAAUGCCAAGUGGUUUGUGACAGACUUCAAAGAACUGAUCAAACCAUUGCAAGAGCCACAAAAGAAUGAUCUUUUAUGAUGGUGGCCUCAGGUUUAUGCAUACAAAUUGUCUCUCUUUUUUUUAAAUAGCUUUUUAAGUAUUUUACUGGAGAUAUAUUUUGUUCUACUUGUGUGGUUAUGCAAGAUCUCCAUCAAAAAGCUAACUUUCAGUUUUAUCAUGGAAGUUCUGAGAUGAACAUGAUCAAAUGAUGAACAUGAUGGGUGUCAGAAACACUGAAUGAAUAACAUAAAUAUAAAUAUUUUUACAUGUGAGUGGAACAGGACAGAUGAAGGAAAUUCAGGGAAUUUUUUAAAUUAUAAGAUCUGAUUAGUAAAUGUUGUGAGUAGCAGGACAAGAUUCUCUUGCCAAUGAUUGAUAUUCAUGUUUUUAUCAGAACAACAUUCCUAUAUUUUUUGGAUGUUUUUGUAUGUUUUCAAUAGGAAUUUCUAUUUUCUUUUCUUGUUUGUCAGAUGUGAAUUAUUUAAUAAAAUUAAACUUGUCUAAAAGUAAAUGGUGACAUGUUUACUGCACAUCAUGCUAAGAAUAAUACACAAAGAGACAAAUAAAAAUCUCCUUUGUC
Messenger RNA from Pomacea canaliculata, 1346 nucleotides. Its product is annotated as phosphoserine phosphatase-like. Gene Ontology annotation, biological process: L-serine biosynthetic process; dephosphorylation. Lineage: Eukaryota; Metazoa; Mollusca; Gastropoda; Architaenioglossa; Ampullariidae. Gene Ontology annotation, molecular function: L-phosphoserine phosphatase activity; magnesium ion binding. Bases 8 to 805 code for a protein of 265 amino acids. The record is from RefSeq and is a predicted model, not a curated record. Gene Ontology annotation, cellular component: cytoplasm. The transcript is spliced from 6 exons.